Salmo salar (Atlantic salmon) is the source of this 3776-nucleotide messenger RNA. RefSeq lists its product as uncharacterized. The record is from RefSeq and is a predicted model, not a curated record. Lineage: Eukaryota; Metazoa; Chordata; Actinopteri; Salmoniformes; Salmonidae.
UUUUCAGCAAACCCCGGAAACAUCGUUGUUUAAAGUGUUUUCAGUAGUUACCACAGCGACAAAGUCAAAUUGGGAAUAUCGUGAAAACUCAUGAGAAGAAAAAAACACAAUUUGCUUUUUUGGUAUUCAUUUAAGGUUAUGGUUAGGCAUAAGGUCAGUAGUGCGGUUAAGGUUAGGGUUGAUGUUAGGGUUUAAAAUCAGAUUUUAAGAAGAUAAAUUGUAUAAAUAGGCAGAGGUUAUGACUUUGUGGCUGUGGUAGCUAGUGACGACCUGUUUAAAGGGAAACUGAGCUAUUUCAUGGGCGAGGGCGAAAACAGCUAAAGCGCAGAAAAGCAGAUAAAUGCAAAAUAGCCAGCAAGCAAAGGAGCUAGCCUAGCUAUGUGGUCAGAGAGGAGAGGAGAGACGACAAGACGAGACGGAAAAAUUCGAUGAUCAACGAUGCAAUCAACUUCUCUUCGAAGAUAGCUAACGUUGGUUUUGAUAGCAAUCCGAUUGAUCUUUGAAUGUAAAAAAAAAAGAGACACUUGAUGUGAAAUCGGACAGGGCUGUCCUGAAGCAAAGAUAAAAGGGAAAAAAGUUCAACUCCGCUUCUGAGAUGAAGGAAAUGUCUAGUUAACCCUUUAUGUGUCAAGCCUGUCGUCCCCUUCAUGUAGCUGAUAGUUACUGCUCUGGUUGAGGAGGCCAAGAGAGGAGCAAAAGAAAGCGAAGAGAGAGAGAGAGAGAGAGAGAGAUAACGAAGGCAAGCUGACCGGCUAGACUCUCUGAAAGGCAGAGAGACACCAGUCACCAGAGGUGCUCACCCCAAAACAAAAAGGAAAAGUGGAAAAACAAAGGCAGAGUAAAAGAAAGAGAAGCCUUGGCUGUGUCUCUGUGAGGGGUUUCUCUGUGGAAUGCACAUGUCAUGAUGCCGUCGCUGAGUCUCACCCUGCGUCCAGGUGACCAGGGAGGGUGUGUCGAGUCAUCAGCCAAUCACAGCAGAUGCUUUAGGAGAGUCAGUUUAUGUUCAUCAGUACUUCCUCUCAGAACCCUCCCGCCUCACUGACGUCCUGCCCCCUCGGUGGUAGGUAGGUAGUUCCUGUAUCCAUCUCUUCCAUCAUUUCCUCUUCCUCCUGAAGCCCCGCCCAUUACUGUCUGGCUGUGCGGGGAUGCUGGUGCUAGCUGGCACUGGUCGUAACUAUGGUGAUAGUCAGGUAACCGUGGUAGGAGGAGUCUGUGGGCACAGCUUCCUGAUGUUGUGCCAGGUGCUGACGGGACAGGAGGGCACCAUUGAACGGACGGGCACAGAGGCGCUGUGCAACUCUGCUUCCUGGUUUACACUGAUGACAUCACAACAGGAAGUAUAGGACCUAUCUUACUGUAGAACGUCAAUCUCCGCCUCCUUGCACUUUCUAGAACUUCCUGUUGCUGCUACUUGACUUCCUGUUGCAGAAAGUCUCUCAGACACUUUAAGGCUCUGACCUCUAACCUCUGAACCCAAGCAGCCAUGAGGCACAUUCACGUAGAACUGACACGUGGCAGCAAGGAGGAGCUGGCUCCUGUGGAGCUUCCAUCCCAGGAUGGGGACCUGCCUCCUCCCGCGGCCCCCUCACAGGUCCCCAACCUUGGGGUGAUGAAACCGGGGGUGGUGGUUCCCAAGCCCUUUGGUCAUGAGCAGCUGCGUCUCCAGAAGGUCUACCAGCUCUCCAUCUUCUCCCAGCUGGGGGGGUUCUCAGCCUCCGAGCUCCCCAGAACCAGUGAGGCCCAGCCGGGGCAGGUCCAGCCGGGUCAGGUCCAGCGGACUGACAGGGUGGGGGUCAAGAGGGGACAGGGUGGGGGUCAAGAGGAGUCCCAUCUAACCCACAAAUGGCCCCACCUGGCUGGGGACCUAGACAGGGAAAGGGAUGGAGGGGUGAUGUCAGGACCUGGGGUAGGGGUGGAUGUCGGAAUGGGGGUUGGGAUUGGGUUAGGGAUGGGGGUAGGGCAGGGGCCUGUAUCCCCCUGCAUCAUGGUGGAUCACAGAGAUUCAGAUGGGGGCCUGUCGCCUAGAUCCCCCCCAGCUGCCCCCCUCUCUCCGGGCCACACCCCCGCCCGACGCCCUGCCCAGCACAAUCACGACAGGCCCGUCCCGGACCUGUGGGCCCCGCUGUCGCCCAAACCAUCCCCCAUAGUCGAGCCCCACAGCCCCCCUGGCUCCUGCAGCCCCUUUCCCAGCACAGAGCCUCCUCCUGGGGGAGACACGCCAGCCUGCUCCCUGGGCAAUCCUGGAGGGUCUGGGGAGGGCUGCAGUAGUGGCUCCUCAUUGGGACAGCAUCAGCCCAACUGCUGCACUGACGGCCCCCAUGGGGCACUUGGGACAAUCGACACCCUUAGCCCUCCCCUCAGACCUCCCGGCUCCCUCUCCCACCGCUUCACUCCCACCACAGACCCCCAGGAGCCUGGGGAGGGUAGGGAGUGUUGGGCCAAACUGGAGUCUUCACCGCCCCAUCCCAGUGCCACCGCCUUCAACUCCACCAACGGCCUGAGCUCCGGGGAGAAGACCCCCAGCACCAGUGGCCUGAGCUCCGGGGAGAAGACCCCCAGCACCAGCGGCCUGAGCUCCGGGGAGAAGACCCCCAGCACCAGUGGCCUGAGCUCCGGGGAGAAGACCCCCAGCACCAGCGGCCUGAGCUCCGGGGAGAAGACCCCCAGCACCAGCGGCCUGAGCUCCGGGGAGAAGACCCCCAGCACCAGCGGACUCCGUGGGAUCUCUUCGGGCCCCUGCCCGGCCAAGAAGAAACUGCUAUCAUCCAGCGACACGGGAGAGUCGUGUUCGGAGGACGAGGGCCCCUCCACCUCUAAGAGGAGCCGUCUGGCCCUGCUGGCCCCGGGGUUAGGGCUGGCCUCCUGCAGGGGCACCGAUGCCAAGGCUGCCCCCUUCUGGAACCAUCUGCUGCCCAACGCACGGGACCCGGACCACACCAAGAGUGUAUCAGAAUGCAGAGGAGCCAGCAGGAGGCUGAAAAGUGGGAUGCGCCUGAAAAGUCGACAGCUAUGUAGUGGGCGGCGUACAGACACCUUGGGUCGCUCUGCUCGGUCAGGCUGGCCCUCUUCUUCCAUCAGCCGUUCACUACUGGGUAACUUUGAGGAGUCGAUCCUGAAGGGUCGUUUCUCUCCGUCGGGUCAUAUCGAGGGCUUCACAGCAGAGAUCGGUGCCAGCGGAUCUUACUGCCCUCAACACGUCACUCUGCCUGUACACGUCACUUACUACGACAUCUCAGAGCACAGCGCACCUUCACCCUUCCUGGGGGUUAUCUCCUUGGAGCCUUUAGGAAAGAAGGGAUACAGCGUACCCAAAGCAGGGACCAUACAAGUGACCUUAUUCAACCCCAAUAAAACUGUGGUGAAGAUGUUCCUCGUGACCUAUAACUUUGGGGACAUGCCCGUCAAUCACAUGACCUUCCUGCGUCACCGCAUCUUCCUGGUUCCCGUUGAGGAGGCGGGGCCAGAGGCGAAGGGGGAUGGGCCUCCAGAGCCCAGGGCCACGCCCACAGAGAGGAGGAAGAUUCUCUGCUACCUGAUACACCUCAGAUUCCAGAGCUCUAAAUCUGGGAAGAUCUACUUGCACAACGAUAUCCGGCUGCUAUUCUCCCGCAAGUCCAUCGAGGUGGACACGGGGAUCCCUUACGAGCUCAAAUCUUUCACAGAGGUGCCAAAAAACCCCAAAUACUCCCCCCGUGUGUGAGCCUAUGAUGAACCCGCGACCCCUGACCCCCAUCACCAACGCAGCCCAUUCCUGGAACUGGGCACAGAGCGAUAAA